This is a messenger RNA of Malania oleifera, 645 nucleotides long. RefSeq names its product glutathione S-transferase F11. The transcript is spliced from 3 exons. Bases 1 to 645 code for a protein of 214 amino acids. NCBI's taxonomy places the organism in Eukaryota, Viridiplantae, Streptophyta, Magnoliopsida, Santalales, Ximeniaceae. The record is from RefSeq and is a predicted model, not a curated record. Gene Ontology annotation, cellular component: cytoplasm. Gene Ontology annotation, molecular function: glutathione transferase activity; glutathione binding.
AUGGUGGUGAAAGUAUAUGGUCCGCUUAAGGCCGCUUGCCCUCAGAGGGUUUUGGCUUGCCUUCUUGAGUUCGGUGCAGACUUCGAGCUUGUCCACGUUGAUCUUCACGCCGGCCACCACAAACGCCCUGACUUUCUUCUUCGCCAGCCAUUUGGACAAGUUCCUGUCAUUGAGGAUGGGAAUUUCAGGCUCUUCGAGUCAAGGGCAAUCAUAAGGUAUAUCGCAGCAAAGCACGCAGGGCGAGGCCCGAACUUGCUUGGAAGAACGGUGGAGGAGAGGGCCCUAGUGGACCAAUGGCUGGAAGUCGAAGCCCAUAAUUUUAACGAUCUGGUUUACACCCUAGUGCUCCAACUUGUGAUCCUCCCCCAAAUGGGUCAACAAGGAGACCUGGCCUUGGCCCACUCCUGCGAGUGCAAGCUGGAGAAGGUGCUCGACAUCUAUGAGCAACGGUUAUCGGAGAGUGUCUACCUCGCCGGAGACUCCUUCACCUUGGCCGAUCUCAGCCACCUUCCUGGAAUCAGGUACCUCAUCGAGGAUGCUGGAAUGGGUCACUUGAUCAAGGAGAGGGAGGCCGUCAACUCCUGGUGGGAGGACAUCUCAAGCAGGCUUGCUUGGAAGAAAGUCAUUAAGUUGGCUGCUGAAUGA